This is a messenger RNA of Gadus chalcogrammus (walleye pollock), 1874 nucleotides long. RefSeq names its product heme-binding protein 1-like. NCBI's taxonomy places the organism in Eukaryota, Metazoa, Chordata, Actinopteri, Gadiformes, Gadidae. The record is from RefSeq and is a predicted model, not a curated record. The coding region runs from base 140 to 970 and encodes 276 amino acids. The transcript has 5 exons.
GGUUUCCUACAGAACGAUUCUGUCCUCUUACUAGAUGGUCCACUGGACCACUGUCUAUGUUUUGAGCGAGAUAUCGUAACAUUUCUGUACGUGAAGAUUGUGACCAAAGUAGGUUAGCUAACCCUGAAAAGUAGUAGACAUGAUGGAUCGCAAAUCGUGCAGUAUGAACGGAGGAGCGGGACAUCUUCGCCACGGACCUGGGCUUGGUUUCAUAACAUUGGAGGACUUGAAUGCCCUCACGGAUGAAAAUGUGGAAUCAGACAUGACCAGUAGCGAGGGUUAUGAAAGAGAAGGAACCGAGAUUGCAGAAGACGAUAACCAGGAUCGACUGCUUAAUUAUUGGCAAAACAUUGGCAGGGGCCAUCAAAUCGAUAUACCACGUGAGAUGGCCCAGCCCAUUCAGCAGCUUACCGCAGACAUAGAGAGUUCGCCACACAGAGAGCAGAUUCCGUUCACCUUAGUGGCUCGUAAAGAGGGUGAUGGCGCGGCGUGCGAGAAGCGCUUGAUGGACACGGCGUGCUGGGCGUGCAUCACGGUGACUGAGGACACCUACGAGAAGAGCAUCUGCGCGGGUUUCAUGAGCAUCAUGAGGUACAUCUGCCAGCAGAACACCUCGGGGAGGUACUUGGGCAUGACGGUUCCAAUAGUUACCGUGGUGCGAACGGAUGAUGCCCUUAGCCGCCUGUCCAGGGAGGUCCGGCUGGCCUACUGCCUCCCUUCCUGCCUCCAGGACCAACCCCCACUGCCUACCGACCCAGAUAUCACCCUGGAGACCUGGCCCGCCACGGUGCUCCACAGCAGGGCUUUCACAGGUCCCACCAAUGAAGAGACCGUCCUACACGAAAUCAGAGCAUUGGCCGAGAUCCUGGCCUCUCCGAACCUGCUCAGCAACACAUUCGUCAUCGCCGGAUACACCAGCUUGGCCGCCACACACCGCCACAACGAGGUCUGGCUCCUGGAGCGCCAGUGACGUUCAAUAGGAACGCCGUGGGUUAAUGGUGGUUUUAGGCCGGUUCCUGCUUUGUUUGUUGUUCCCCUGGUGUCCAUUUGUUCAUGCUACUCCCUUGGUGAAUGGUGGACGAGGACUCAAUUCCUCUCAAACACCUGCUUUGAAAGUGUUAGUUAUUAAGUUAAUUAAGGUUAAAUUAAGUGUGUCAUUGGGUUUGUCAAUAACGCUGCUUUGUAUAGAUGCAUGUAUGUUCAAUGUUCCCGAUUGGCUUUGUGAUGUCUGUCAUGUUGUAAUACUGCACUGUUCUUGUGUUACAUAGCUUGGAUUUAUAGGUGCUGCAUGUAAUAUUCGAGAGUUAUAAAGAGAGAGAGUGAAAAAGAGCAUAUGAGAGCAUGAUUGAUCAAAAUAAGCAACCAAUAAACAUCCUCUCCCCCUCUGCUCCCUCCCAUACUACGUUUUGCUGCAUUUGAGCAUUUCCGUGCACCUGUGAUUGACAGGGUUGAUUGAUUUCCCGACCAUGAAUGAAAAAUUAAAAAUGUGCUAUCUCCUAUUCUGAGAAGAAACUAAUUUAGAAAUAUGUUUUUCCAUAUAGGUUACUUUUCGUUUUUGUGUUCGGCAAGUCAAAAUGUUAAGGAUGUUUAAGUGCUCCAUAUGUAUGUUUAUAUUCAGGCAGUGAUGAAUAUAAUUUAUGUAUAGCAUACCCUGUUUUUACAUCAGAUCUUCUUGUUAAAGUAAUGCCUUUGGUCUAUCACUCUCUUCUCUCAGUUAUCUUUGAGUAAUCAAUUUUUUUCUGAAAUGCGUUCCCUUGUUCGUUUUGGGGUGCUUUUAAUAUAUUAGGAGUGUUGUUUUUUUUAAGCAGUAAUGUGUGGAUUUGACAAAAUGCAUAAAACGUCAUAAUAAAGUAUGCAUGCCGAAAGGUAUGGUA